This is a messenger RNA of Caenorhabditis elegans, 1564 nucleotides long. Its product is annotated as UNC93-like protein MFSD11. The record is from RefSeq and is marked reviewed. Bases 74 to 1480 code for a protein of 468 amino acids. The transcript has 9 exons. Gene Ontology annotation, cellular component: membrane. NCBI's taxonomy places the organism in Eukaryota, Metazoa, Nematoda, Chromadorea, Rhabditida, Rhabditidae.
CCGUCACCGCAGUUUCCACUCUCCGCAAAUUUUCGGUUCAAAGUUUUUGAAACUGAUAUUUUUGUAAAAAAAAAUGAAUCAACGGCGAUUCGAACUAUUAUGCGCAGCAUUGCUCGGCUUCGGUCAGCUGUGCAUAAUGACUGGAUUCGAUUCAGAGUCGUUUAUUCUAGAGUCUGUAAUUCAUUCGAUUCAUGAGAGAGAACCCGCAAAAAUCAGCAUCUAUGCUGGGUAUUAUGGCCAAGCCGUGAUCUAUGCCUUCUACAUGAUAGCUUGUCUAUUCUCGCCCUCCAUAAUAGCAGUGAGCACCCCGAAAACCAAUUUGAUAAUUGCUUCCAUUUUCUUCACGGCAUUCCCUCUGGGCUUCCUGUUCACCAACUCUUAUUACUACUACGCUUCGUCAGCAUUGCUAGGUGUUGGGUUUGCCUUGUUUUAUCAAGGCCAGGGAGGAUAUCUGACGUCACACUCUACAAGAAGAACUAUAGAAUCUAACGUCUCACUUUCUUGGUCUGUUGGAUGUUGUUGUAUGAUUCUGGGAUCCGCCAUCAUGGCGACAAUUACUCGUCUGAGUUCAUCCUCUACCGAAAUUAUAGUUGAAUCCUUAAAUUCCACAGGUGAAGCUCACAAAAUGGAGAGGCAGUUUGGCGAGCUGGAAAUUAAUCUCCUGUUCUCCGCAUUCACUGGAAUUUCGGUUCUCGGUAUUAUAACAUUUUUUGUGAUGCCUUCCAAAGAUGUAGAAAACUGUAUCGAGAGCAGUUCGGAGAAAAAGGAAACAUUUAUGGAAGCGUUUAAACUCACUUGCUCGACAGUGGUGUCUCCGAAGAUGCUCCAACUCUUCCCACUCUUUGUGCUCAGCGGUUUGAACACCUCUUUUUGGCUCUCCGUUUUCCCAACUGCGAUGAGCUUCACAAUGCAGAACUCAAAUUUGAUAUAUCUUGCAGCAGUGUACAGUUUUGCUGUCGGUUCAGGGGAGGUUUUCAUGGGCAUAAUGAUUUCAUUCCUGAGUAAGCGUAUCAAAAAUUUUGGUCAAAAGCCAACAAUGACAAUUGGUGCCAUUUUCACCACGGCUUACUGUAUCUUGAUCCACCUAUCCACGGCGUACGAUGCUCCGAUCAAGCCAACUAGUGAAGAGCCACUGCUGUUCAGGCAUUCCUACCUUCUGGCUCUAAUCAUAGGCCUCAUCUGUGGAAUCGGAGAUUGCUGUAUCAACAGUGUCCGAUCUGUGAUAUGUGCGCUGGUGAUGCCGAAGAGACGAGCUCAAGCGUUUUCGGUGUCCAAGAUUUAUCAGGCAUUCGGCUCCUGCAUUUUAUUUUUCUUGAGCCCCAUCACACCACUAUACGUCUACACAAUCGGUCUCCCAAUUCUCGCAAUCAUCGCCACAAUUUUGUUCUUUUCAAUCGCUAAAAGAACUCAAAUUACGGAGCGAAAAAUGACGGAGGCUAGUAGAAAUGCUGCAGAAAUUGGAAAGAAACUCAAUUUAUAAAUUAUUCAAAAUUUAUUUUAAACAUUAUGGGUUGUGUUGUCCUUCAUUUUAUCUCUGACCGAAUAAAGAUUAAACAUUUUGCAA